Molecule: messenger RNA, 4649 nt
Organism: Thamnophis elegans (Western terrestrial garter snake)
Lineage: Eukaryota; Metazoa; Chordata; Lepidosauria; Squamata; Natricidae
Gene: ZBTB18
Product: zinc finger and BTB domain containing 18
Exons: 2
Coding region: 266-1834 (522 amino acids)
Biological process (GO): regulation of transcription by RNA polymerase II
Cellular component (GO): nucleus
Molecular function (GO): protein binding; DNA-binding transcription factor activity, RNA polymerase II-specific; RNA polymerase II cis-regulatory region sequence-specific DNA binding
Source: RefSeq, a predicted model, not a curated record
CGGGGCUGACCCCGCGGGGACUGGGCGGAGAGGGGCGGCCGGGUGCGCGGAAGCUGUCCCGUGUUGCUAAGGAAGGAGUAAGAGCCGCAGGUUGCUUGUCGUGCUGGGGUUGCCGCGGGGGGGAGGUGUGGGGGAGUAUGAGGUUGUUAUGGGACAACUGGCAGCUUUGGGGCAAGUGGCACCGAGGACGGGGCGACCAGAUGUCAAGAAGAGAGAAGGGUGCCUUGAGUCACCCUGAAGAGCCGCUUAAAGUUAUGAAGACAGCAUGGAGUUCCCUGACCACAGCCGGCAUUUACUACAGUGUCUGAGGGAACAGAGGCAUCAAGGUUUCCUUUGUGACUGCACUGUUCUGGUAGGAGAUGCCCAAUUUCGAGCACACAGAGCUGUACUGGCUUCAUGCAGCAUGUACUUCCACCUAUUUUACAAGGACCAGCUGGACAAAAGAGACAUUGUUCAUCUGAACAGCGACAUUGUUACAGCCCCAGCUUUCGCUCUCCUACUUGAAUUCAUGUAUGAAGGGAAACUCCAAUUCAAAGAUUUGCCCAUUGAAGACGUGCUCGCAGCUGCCAGUUACCUUCACAUGUACGACAUUGUUAAAGUUUGCAAAAAGAAACUAAAAGAAAAAGCCACCACUGAGGCAGACAGUACUAAAAAGGAAGAAGAUGCCUCAAGUUGUUCGGACAAAGUGGAGAGUCUUUCUGACGGCAGUAGCCACAUUGCAGGAGACAUACCCAGUGAUGAAGAUGAAGGGGAAGAUGAAAAACUGAGCAUCCUGCCCAGCAAAAGGGACUUAACAUCUGAGCCUGGAAACAUGUGGAUGAGAUUGCCCUCGGACUCCGGAAUGAUUCCCCAGAGCGGUGGGGAACCAGACACACAUGCAACAGCAGCUGGGAAAACAGUAGCCAGCCCCUGCAGCUCAACAGAGUCUUUGUCCCAGAGGUCUGUCACCUCCAUGAGGGAUUCAACAGAUGUUGACUGUGUCCUGGACUUGUCUGUGAAGUCAAGCCUUUCUGGAGUUGAGAAUUUGAACAAUUCGUAUUUCUCUUCACAGGAUAUGAUGCGAAACAACUUGGUGCAGGUGAAGGUGGAAAAAGAGGCAUCCUGUGAUGAGAGUGAUGUUGGCACUAAUGACUAUGACAUGGAGCAUAGCACUGUGAAAGAAAGUGUGAGCACUAAUAACAGGGUACCAUAUGAGCCAGCCCAUCUGGCUCCUAUGAGAGACGAUUCUGUUUUGAGGGAACUAGAUAGAGAGGACAAAGCCAGUGAUGAUGAAAUCAUAACUCCAGAGAAUGAGAGAGUUCAGGUGGAAGGGAGCAUGGACAGCAGUCUGCUCCCUUAUGUCUCCAACAUACUUAACCCUGCAGGUCAAAUUUUUAUGUGCCCCCUCUGCAACAAAGUCUUUCCUAGUCCCCACAUCCUGCAGAUUCAUUUAAGUACGCACUUUCGAGAGCAGGACGGGAUCCGCAGUAAGCCUGCCGCUGAUGUCAAUGUCCCAACCUGUUCCUUGUGUGGUAAGACUUUUUCUUGCAUGUACACUUUGAAACGUCAUGAGAGGACUCAUUCAGGUGAAAAACCAUACACUUGUACUCAGUGUGGAAAGAGCUUCCAGUAUUCCCACAAUCUGAGCCGCCAUGCCGUAGUUCACACACGGGAGAAGCCACACGCUUGUAAGUGGUGUGAGCGGAGGUUCACCCAGUCUGGAGACCUUUACAGGCAUAUUCGGAAGUUUCACUGUGAACUAGUGAACUCGUUGUCUGUCAAAAGUGAAGCACUGAGCUUACCUACUGUCAGAGACUGGACAUUAGAAGAUAGCUCUCAAGAACUUUGGAAAUAGAAUUUUAUAUAUAUAAUUAAUAUAUAUAUAUAUAAAUAUAAAUAAAUCUAUAUAGUUGUGGUACAGUCUAAAAGCAGUCUUGUUUCCUUAAACUAACAAAGUUUGGCCAUUAGCUUGUUUUAUGCACUUUAAAGCAGCAUGAACAUUUCACUACUUAGUGUUCUGAUAAUGAACUAUAGAAAUAAGACAAAUAAACUUCAUAAAACCUUCCCGUCUCCCCACCAAGUAAGUACUUCUUUUAAAAAUAACUGCAAUUGAACCAGAGCGAUUGUUAGCGUCUAUUUAACAUUAUUUACAACAUUGCAUCAUUUCAAUCUCCACUUAAAUCAGUAGUCUCCAGGUGUUUUUUUUUAUCACUUUAGUUAAAUUUUUUAUACUGCAUGCAUCUUUUCUAGCUCAGGGAAACCUGAAUGCUUUUAGACCCAAGCGAUAUGAUUUCUAAAUGACUGGAGUAUCAAUUUUUCAAAAGUGAUUGUUAUUAUGUUGUAAUUUGUAAACUACAAAAGUUCCCACAAUGAAAAAAGAAUUUUUGAAAAUACACUGGAAUCACGGGGACUCUGAAAGUGUGCUUGGGAUGAAAAGAGGAUGUUGCAUUUUCAGCAGUUGUAAACUGCAUUUAAAAUGUGAAUUACUGUUAUAUACUGUAAUUGAUUAAAAGGGUUGGGGGGUGUCAAAGAAAUUGACAAGUUGUGUUAAUGCUCUAAGUUGAGUCUUGGAAAGUAAAUAUUAAUGCUACAGAAAUGCAUGCAUUUCGGUAUAUUUUUGUCUUUGUUUGCAUUGUAUAACUUUAAUGAGUGAUUUUAAAAACUUAUUUAAUUUUUAGUAAGAAAAAGCACCAGGAAAAAAAACCUGGUGUUAUGAAGAACAUAAAUGCACUGCUUUUAUUUUAUAUAAUUUAAAUUAAUUGCCCAUUGUCUUUAAGUUGAACAAACGCUAUAUGUUGAUUUUAGCUAUGUAAAGGAAGAUAGUAAUGUUUACAGACUUAGAGAUUUGCAUGUGCAGUGAACAUUUAUUUAAAAAAUGAUUGCACAAACCCAUGCCAGCUCCAACCUUAGAUGAAUAUACUUAACCCAUGUGAGCAUUUUUAGAAUUCCUGCUGCACAAAUAAACAAUAGGUGUUCAUUUUAUUCACCCCUUCAAAAGAUUCUAUGGAGUGAAAAAGCCCCAGGCUAAAAGAACUAAAAACCUUGAUUGACAUGGGACAGGGUGGGGAGGUGGUGGGAGAAAAGUUGGGGGAGGGUUUGUGAACUGUGUAUCCAAACAGCAAACACUGCAGCCUGACGUGUGGUUUUAAUGAUCAACACAUAGGGCAAAAGCAUUUUGCACAGUGUUUGUUUUCCUGUCUUGCACUUACAAAUAAGGUCUAUGAGAGUAGCAUGGAAAAUGUUUUUUUUUUUCUGCUUUUGUUUAGAAUUUGAUCGCCUUAACUACUGUAAACAUAGCCUAUUUUUGUGCUUAAGAAACUGAAUGGAAAACUCCAUUGUGUAUUGCUGGACUGUUUUGGAAAUAUUUUGGUCAAAUGUAUAUUAAUUUGGCUGUAAUGGCAUUUAAAACAAAAAAAGCUGUGAAAAUGGCCUUGGAGCAUUAUUUUUAGUUACUUGAACAUUCUCUAGGUUUUAAAAAAUCAUUGUUUUUAUUUAGAAAAGACAAUCAGUGUCUGAAAAAAAUGGACUACUUAUGCUUUUUUAUUCUUUUGUGGACAUGAGUGAUUGUUGGGGGGGUUAGGUUGCCCUUUAGUUUCACAUUUUUUUUACUUUUUGGUUUUAAAAAUUAGACUGACAUCUAGCCUUGACAAUCAUAGUAUGUUUUAUUUUCAUGAGGGGGAGGGGAAUAACUUAUAAUGCUGUUUAGUUUUGUACUAUUGGUGUGUUGGUGAAUUUUUAAAUUGUGUGCUAACUGCAAUAAAUUAUACAUACUGAGAAAUCAUUUAGUUGUCUUCUCCCCUUUUUAAAAGAAAAAAAAUUGUAAAAUGUUGUACAUACUUAAUCUUUUUCUGCAGUUUCCUCUUGCUGUAUGGAAUAAGCUUGCAGUUUGAAAGGGAUCUCAAGCAAAAUGGUUUCCAUUAAGCAAAUGCUACUAAUGCUGUAUUUCUUAAAAAAAAAACCCUGAUCAUAGCAACUAUUUUUUUCCCUACAGGUUCCUAAAUAAAAAGCUAGGGUAAGUAAUAUUCUGAGUUUUAUGGAAGCACAAACUUCAAAGUCCAAAUGUAAAUUCUGCAUCUAUAUCUAAUUAAUAUUAAUGUGAAAAUAAGAAUGGGGCAAAGGGGAAAAAUGGCAGUUUGAAGAAAUGACUGUAUAGUGAGGCAGCUACAAAACUAAAAUAAUAGUUAUUCCAAAUCACAUGCACGCAAAUUAUAUCAGUAGAUGGUCGGCUUGUUUUUCUUUCAUAGAUGCACUUAUUCCUGCCAGAGCAACUUAUAAGUAGCCUUUAAUUUGACAGACUAGUUUCUUAGGAUGUUCCCAAUGAAAGCUCUGCAAUAUAAUUUUCAGUUUGGAUCAAAACAAAUGUACACAUCAACCAGUGAGCCUAAUCUCUAUUAUUUACAAGAUGGUUCAUAACAAUAUUGACAAAUUAAAUACCCACAAAUGAUCUCAUUCAUUUAAUGCAACAUCCAUAGAGUUUAAUAGUUCACUUUGUGAUAGAUUGGUCUCACUAUUGAUGGAUAUUUUUAAAAUGCAUGACAGACAUAAAAAAAACCUUCAUAUCACAAGGUUGGAUACAUCUGAAAACUUCAUUUUUGGGCUUUGGGCUUGCUUUUUGUGAAUUUUAAGGCAAUGUACAGAAAAUAAAAUUCAGAUUGUCAUUUCCCCAAUAA